UAUGCACUAGGGGCCUGGGAGACAUUUCGUCGGCGCUUGAGAAUGAAGUUAUCUAAGUCAAUGAAUCUCUCUCGCUCAAUUUUCCGGAGACAUUGUGAUUAUUGAUACGAGAAAGAUAGACUUCUUUUCAUGGGAAUUUGCUGCAGUUGCAUUUCUUGUAAUCCAGCCGCAGGCCCAGAUCCUGCAACUGCCCCAGCUACAGCUCCUGCAACUGCCCCAGCUACAGAUCCUGCAACAGUCCCAGCUGCAACUCCAGUUCCAGAACUAGCCCUGGAUCCAUUCCCUGACCCAGACAUAGUUCCUACCUCUCCUGGAAAUCUCACUGAAGGUGAUGUAUCUUCGAUGGCUAACAAUGUCUCCGGCAACAGCUGGUUCUCUAUAGCCACCACCAAUGUCACAACAUGGAUGUCUCAAGCAAAGGGAACUAUUCGGGGUAAAUUUGUCCCCGAGGAAGUUGAAUUCUCAGCUUUUCAAGAUAAAAUUGUGUCAGAGUUAAGAGUUUUCACGUUUAAACAAUUGAAGGAAGCAACCUUCAAUUUUAGAAGUGAUAUGUUGCUGGGAAAGGGAGGGUUUGGCAGUGUCUACAAGGGUUUGCUCAACCAAAAGCUGCCGAUUGAGGGUAUUAGGAAUCUUCGCAUUGCUGUCAAGAAAUUGGAUUCAAACAGCAAGCAAGGACUUCGACAGUGGCAGACGGAGGUCGGUUUCUUAGCAAGGGUUUCUCAUCCUAACAUUGUAGAGCUGCUAGGAUACUGUCAGGCUGAAGGAGAUAAAGAGUUGCUUAUUGUCUAUGAAUUCAUGGAGAAAGGCAGUUUAAAUUACCAUUUGUUUGGGAAGCGCUCAGACCGGGUACUUCCUUGGGAAACAAGGGUAGAGAUUGCUACAGGAAUGGCUCAAGCCUUGUCUUAUUUGCAUACAAUGGAGAGGCCAGUAAUUUUCAGAGACUUCAAGACCUCAAAUAUUUUGCUUAAUGAGUCCUAUAUUCCAAAGUUGUCAGAUUUUGGCUUAGCAAAAUGGGGACCCAAUGAUGGCAGUCAAUAUGUAACAGGAAAUGUUUUGGGCACUCGUGGUUAUGUUGGUCCUGAAUACAAGACUGGAGGAAGACUGUAUGUGAAGAGCGAUGUGUACAGUUUCGGAGUAGUUUUGGUCGAGAUGCUGACAGGAUUACGGGCAAUUGAUAAAAAUCGCCCACCUGAGAAACAAAAUCUGCGGGAAUGGACUUUGCCAAUUCUAUCAGAUAGAACAAAGUUGAGACAUAUAAUGGAUCCCAGGUUGCAGGGGAAGUAUGCAACCAAACAAGCUCCAGAAGUGGCUAAGCUUGCUCUGAGAUGCCUUAACCCAGUUCCUAUGUUCCGGCCAUCAAUGAAGGAAGUUGCCGAUACAUUAGAAGGAUUAAACCUCCAUACCUCACAUCAGAACAAAGACAUUUAAAAUAUUUCUGCUUGCUUUAUUAUUAGAUGUCUUCAUAUAAGGAUUAAACCUCCGUUGCAUUUUUUUUUUCCCCUUUAGCUCUGCAAUUGUCAAAUCAAAAUCCCAUUUAGGAUGCUUGCAUAAAGUUAUUUUUUCAUGUGUGAUCUAUUACUUGAUAAAUGGAUAUUUAUUUAUUUUCA
This is a messenger RNA of Populus trichocarpa (black cottonwood), 1607 nucleotides long. RefSeq names its product probable serine/threonine-protein kinase PIX13. Gene Ontology annotation, biological process: protein phosphorylation. NCBI's taxonomy places the organism in Eukaryota, Viridiplantae, Streptophyta, Magnoliopsida, Malpighiales, Salicaceae. The transcript is spliced from 6 exons. Gene Ontology annotation, molecular function: protein kinase activity; ATP binding. The record is from RefSeq and is a predicted model, not a curated record. The coding region runs from base 130 to 1428 and encodes 432 amino acids.